Messenger RNA from Astyanax mexicanus (Mexican tetra), 4446 nucleotides. RefSeq names its product gamma-glutamyl carboxylase (gene ggcx). Gene Ontology annotation, biological process: peptidyl-glutamic acid carboxylation. The transcript is spliced from 15 exons. Gene Ontology annotation, molecular function: vitamin binding; gamma-glutamyl carboxylase activity. The coding region runs from base 176 to 2488 and encodes 770 amino acids. NCBI's taxonomy places the organism in Eukaryota, Metazoa, Chordata, Actinopteri, Characiformes, Acestrorhamphidae. The record is from RefSeq and is a predicted model, not a curated record.
GAUCCCCUGUAUUUCCAGACUGGUGGCUGGAGUCGCUGUGCCAGUGUUUGACACGUAUCCAUCUGUUUACGUGUCCACAAACACCCCGUCCACCCGGUCCAGACCCGGUCCAGACUGUCCGGCCUAAGGGCACACCGCUGCUGAACACCUGGGCAGAGCUGCAUACCUGUACAGCAUGGAGAGAGGCUCGUGCGAGACAGCAGCAGCAGCACCAGGUGCUCCAUAUGUGGAGAAGUCCAAAAAGAAGAGACGCAAUAAUGCAGAUAAAUCAGCAGAGUCCAGCCGGGCUGUGAGCAGGAUGCAGCGUCUGUUCGGGUUUGAGUUGGCGGACCUGUCCUCAUGGCACCGGUUCGUGUGCCUCCUCAACCGGCCCAUGGAUCCAGCAUCACUGGGCAUCUUCCGCUUCCUGUUUGGUAUGCUGAUGGCUCUGGACAUCACUCAGGAGCGUGGGCUGAGUCACCUGGACUAUAAGUACCUGGACGGUACGCCCGUCUGUCGCUUCCCACUCUUUAACUUCCUGGAGCCGCUGCCCAUGGACUGGAUGUACUUUGUCUAUCUGGUGAUGUUUCUAGGUGCUGUUGGCAUCAUGCUGGGCUGUUUUUACCGCCUCGCCUGCCUGAUGUUCAUCUCCACCUACUGGUACGUUUUCUUCCUGGAUAAAACGGCCUGGAAUAAUCACUCGUACCUCUACGGCCUGAUCGGCUUCCAGCUCACGCUGAUGGACGCCAACAGAUACUGGUCGGUUGAUGGACUCCGUAACCCUAAGAAAAGGAACGCCCAUGUUCCUCUGUGGAAUUACACACUGCUCCGGACACAGAUCUUUUUAGUGUACUUCAUUGCUGGAGUGAAGAAGCUGGAUGCUGAUUGGGUGGAGGGGUAUUCCAUGAAAUAUCUGGCUCAUCAUUGGCUGUUUGACCCUUUCAGGCUGCUGCUGCCCGUGGAGCUGAUCAGUCUGAUGGUGGUUCAUGGUGGGGGUCUGAUCCUGGACCUGUCGGCGGGGUAUCUGCUGUUUUUUGAUGCCACCCGCCCCGUCGCCUUCUUCUUCGUCAGCUACUUUCACUGCAUGAACUCGCAGCUCUUCAGCAUCGGGAUGUUCGCCUACACCAUGCUGGCCACCAGCCCUCUGUUCUGCUACACCGACUGGCCCCGGCGCUUUUUCGGGUAUUUCCCGGAGUUCCUACGCCCAGUCCUGCCCCUGGUGUCGCCCCCCUCUCGCCCCAGCUCCUCCUGCGUGUACCCAACCCCGUCCACCGGCUCCAUCCAACAGCAGGACAGCCCUGCCUCUCCCAAACCCUCCAAACCUCGCUUCAGACACAAGCUGGCGGCCGUCUUCACCAUCAUCUACAUCACAGAGCAGCUAUUCCUGCCCUACUCCCACUUCAUCACACAGGGCUACAAUAACUGGACUAAUGGUCUGUAUGGUUACUCGUGGGAUAUGAUGGUGCACUCUCGUUCUCACCAGCACGUUAAAAUCACCUAUAGAGACGGAGUAACGGGAGAGAUCGGAUACCUGAACCCCGGGGUGUUCACUCAGAGUAAGAGGUGGAAGGAUCACGGGGACAUGCUGAAGCAGUACGCCACCUGCCUGAGCCACACCCUCCCCCGCUUCAACAUCUCCGACCCCCAGAUCUACUUCGAUAUCUGGGUUUCUAUUAACGAUCGAUUCCAGCAGAGGAUAUUUGAUCCUCGUGUUGAUAUCGUGAAGGCGGACUGGUCUCCGUUCCGGCCGAACCCCUGGCUCAUGCCUCUGCUGGUGGAUCUCUCUCCCUGGAGGACGAAGUUUGAUGAAAUUGAGGGAACUUUAGACAACCAGACUGAGGUGGUUUUCAUCGCUGACUUUCCAGGUCUGCACCUGGAGAACUACGUGAGUGAGGAUCUGGGGAACACCAGUGUUCAGGUGCUGCAGGGUGAGCUGAAGGUGGAGAUCGUGGAGGAGAAGAGGAACUAUUCGCUCGCUCCAGGAGAGAGGAUGCAGCUGCCUGCUGGAGCGUAUCAUAGGGUAUACACUGUGUCUGGUGCUCCGUCGUGCUACAUGUAUAUCUAUGUGAACACCACGGAGGCGGCGCUGCAGAAGAACUUCACCAUGCUGCUGGAGCUUCAGGAGAAAGUGCGGAACGGAACGGAAACAGAGCCUCUGCCUCCCGAGCUGCAGCCCCUCAUAACCGGCCUCGGGGAUGAGGGGACGGAGGUGAACGCCACCGACCCGGUCCUGCGGCUCUUCCUGAAGCGUCAGAAGCGUCUGGAGGAGAAGAAGAAGCGGCGAGAGGCUCCUGUUCUCGAGCGACUCGACCGAUUCCUCAGCAAAAAAUACUACAUGAUUCGACGAGGGUUUCUGAUGACGGCCAUUGCCAUGCGGAACCUGGCGGUGGGUUUGCCCCCUCUGGAGCAGCUGAAGAGGGAGGUGGACUUUGCCAACAUGAAACCACCUGAAGAAGACGCCAACCAGAACGAGCAGCUCAAAGACGAGACCGCUCACGCCGAGCUCUGAGCUCUGAGCUCCGAGAACCAGAACCACCACCACAGCCUGCUGCCUGCUCUGAUCCCACACGCUUACAGAUACAGCAGCUGAACUGGGUUCAGUGGACUGGACUGAUGUUCUUGGAAAAAUCAGAUAAUUAUAAAUAUCUCUAGGGAACAGAUUUGUUUUAAUUUUUUUAUUUUUGUUAUACAGGUCUGGAAAAAUAAUAGACCACUUCAGUUUCUGAAUCAGUUUCUCUGAUUUUGCUAUUUAUAAGUUUAUGUUUAAGUAAAAUGAACAUUGUUGUUUUAUUCUAUAAACUACAGACAACAUUUCUCCCAAAUUCCAAAUAAAAUAGUCAUUCAGAGAAUUUAUUUGCAGAAAAUGAGAAAUAACCCUGUUUUUUAUUUAUCACAGUUUUUAUGCAUCUUGGCAUCAUGUUCUCCUCCACCAGUCUUACACACUGCUUUUGGAUAACUUUAUGCCUUUACUCCUGGUGCAAAAAUUUAAGCAGUUCAGUUUGGUUUGUUGGCUUGUGAUCAUCCAUCUUCCUCUUGAUUAUAUUCCAGAGGUUUUCAAUUUGGUAAAAUCAAAGAAACUCAUCAAAUUUAAGUGGUCUCUUAAUUUUUUUCAGAGCAGUUGAACCUUUUAAAAGUGCUGGAGCUACGGACCAAACCGCUCUCAGAACUUUCUGGAUAGUUAGAUAGGUAGCGAAAGACUGUACUGUUGUGAUUAGUUUACUAAAAAAAUGUUUUAAGUUUACAUUCAAAUUGUAAAGUAAAUCAGUCCGAAUUUCCAUAUGAAAUGUGAUUUAUAGUUUAUUGUUCCUGAAGUAAAAUCAGGUUUGUGUUACUGAGCUUUAAAUUUCUCUAAACAUGUUUAAACAUGAGAAAGUCACGGUUGUCGCAGCCUGCAGCAAACAAAAAUGUUCCAAACUUAAUAUGAUCUGUUUUAUGUACAUUUUUCUAGUUUAGAAUUCACUGAAUGUUAAAUGGAAAUGUAACCGAUUUUCCUCAAAAUUCUCCAUAAUUCAGUGAUUUAAGAUGUUAACAGUUAAACAGAGUGUGUGUAUAAAGUGUGAAAGUGGAGUUAAUUGUAUAGAAACUUUAUUUUAACAGCACCUAGUUUAAUAUACUAUAUAUUGCCAAAAGUAUUCGCCCACCCAUCCUAAUCACUGAACUCAGGUUCUCCAAUGAAUUCCAUGUCCACAGCUGUGUAAUAAAAGCACCAGCUAGUCAUGCAGACUGCUGCUACAAACAUUAGUGAAAGUGUCUUGGGUGUGUCUCGGGUCAUUGUCAUGCUGGAAGACCCAACCACAACCCAUUUUCAGUGCUCUUACUGAGGAAAGAAGAAGGUCCAAGAUCCAAACACCACCUUGAAAACUUUCAAUGGAAGUCAAUGUAAAAAGAGUUUAUUUCAGGUCAUUUUGAAGAGUUUCUAUUGGUCCGUUCAUCAAGAAAUUUUAACACAGUGUGAGGGACAGUUUGUCUGUUUAAAUUAUGUAGUAAACUAAAAAUCAAAAGAAAUGGAGAUAAGUGUUUUUCAUUGGACAGGGACGAUAUAAAAUAGAUCAUUGUUUGGAACAUUUCUGUUUUUACUGCAGGUUAAGAGAUAUCAGCAACUUUUUAAAAAAUCCUACAGAUCAAAAACGUCUCACAGGAGACCCACAGCUUCUGAGACCUGCUGUUUAGAGCAUUAGGACUGUUACACACUAUGCAAAAUGUGAAACGAGGUGAUGAGUUUGUAUUAUUGGAGGGAUCCGUACGCCUGUAAGUGAGAUUGUGCUGCUGUAAAUUCUUUUAAUUUGCGAGUUAAGAACCGAGCCGAACUGCGGUUCAGUUUUACAGCUGGGCAUUUUAAGUAUUAAAUAAUCAUAAGCUUCCAUACGUCUGGAAUGGAGAGAAUAUGAGCACUACAUUUACUAAAAAACAAUUUUCUUUUUUUUUUGUACUUCAUUUUUUUUUGUAAUUAAAAAACAGUGAACACUU